Messenger RNA from Exophiala dermatitidis NIH/UT8656, 603 nucleotides. Its product is annotated as kinetochore protein spc24. Lineage: Eukaryota; Fungi; Ascomycota; Eurotiomycetes; Chaetothyriales; Herpotrichiellaceae. The record is from RefSeq and is a predicted model, not a curated record. Bases 1 to 603 code for a protein of 200 amino acids. The transcript is spliced from 3 exons.
AUGCUACUUGAUGAAGAUCCUGCCACACUCAUUCGUGCGACUGUGUCCAACUUCAACAUCGCCCCAGAUAAAGCCGCCCUAUCUCGCGUCAAUGAUUCUUUGUCCACCCUGCAGCAAUCGCGCGAACUACGCAUACGAGAUGCUGAUACAGUACUGAGAAAGCUGUCGCGGCAGCUGGCAACUUUAUCAUCCCAGCAUCGCGAAGUCCUUUCGAGCCACGACAGUGGCAGGCACGCGAGCGAGAUUGUGCAGCUUGAUACGAAGAAGUUUCGCAUCGCAAAACAGGCGUCGGUACUGGAAGCUGAGAGCGAAAGACUGGAAGCAGAGCUUGAGAGCUUGAAAUCGCGAUUGGCCGACUUGGAGGAGCAAGGAGUUGAAGGAGACGAAAACGCGCGCCGUGCUCGGGAAGCAGAUGAUCCCACAAUCUUGCGACUGUGGCUUUACAGAUCACUCGGAAUAAGUCUAGAGCAAGACGAGGCCGGCAAUUACAACAAGGCAACAAUUGGAAAUACAAAGAGAGGUGAUGUCCAUGUGGUCAACAUCGACCCCAAGUUCUCGCGAUGGUUCUACGCAGACUAUUUCUGGCAAACCAUGCAAGGCUAG